AUGAAAGUUGAAGAAAAAACAUAUAAGCAAUUCACCGUUGAUCAGAUCACUCUAAUUAACGGUGAACCAGUGUUUGUUCAAGAAAUUCAAAAUCGAACUGAAACGUUCAAUAAUAAUGCCAUACCACUUAUUGAGACAGAUGAUGAAGACGACAAUUCUAUUGAUAAAUUAAUAAUAUCAGUGUUCGAUUGUUAUUCCGUAAUUUGUCAAAAUCAAUUCUUGCAGGAGAGUACUCAUAUAUCACAAUUUAUUUCAGAUUGCAUAUUAUUUCAAAAUUAUCAUAUCCUUGAAGUUAGAAUUAGUGUUUAUAAUUGUCUUUCAAAAUUAUGCAUCAAAAAAUUCAAAAGCAGUUUUGAUAUCAUUAAAACAGAAAAAGAUUUUAUAAGGUCACUUCUAUUUUAUGCUCAAUGGACAGAAAAUUUAGAAAUUCUAAAUUCAAUUGCAAAUAUAAUUCGAUUUUUAGUUUCUAUUUCUGAUAAAAAUCAAAGAAAAUACCUAGUAAAAUAUGGUGUUGUUGAUGCUUUGGAGUUUCUUUUAUUCAAAGAUAUUGAUUAUGAUAUUCUUCUUGAAAUCAUCGGAUUUUUGAUGACUUUUUCUGAUGAUAUUGCAAUCCAACUUAUUGAAAAGCAAAUUCUUCAAUAUUUUCUCUCAUGCGUUAACCAAUCUUUACCAAAUGACUCAAAAAUAAUUUUUGCAGAAUUUUUUGCUCGAGUUGUAAGACAUUUGCCAAUAUCAUAUUCACAACUUCUAUUUUCAAAUGAUACCGUAAUUGAAAUUGCAAUUUCGGCUUUUAGAACAGUUAAUCCUAGUUUAGCGUUUAGAAUUCUUCAAGCAUUUCAGAAACUAUUGACUGGCCUAAAAGAGGAUCCUCAGAACGAAUUUGCAGUCAAACUUGCAACUAUUUUAGUACAUUCUGGCGAAUUUGAGGAAGAUGAAAUAUUUGAAAAUGAUAAACUUGAUGCUGAAUACACAAAACUGAGACAAUAUCUUUAUGAUUUGAAUUCUGAUUCCGAAUCAUGA
Molecule: messenger RNA, 1020 nt
Organism: Trichomonas vaginalis G3
Lineage: Eukaryota; Parabasalia; Trichomonadida; Trichomonadidae
Product: armadillo (ARM) repeat-containing protein family
Exons: 1
Coding region: 1-1020 (339 amino acids)
Source: RefSeq, a predicted model, not a curated record